UACAACGUGUUCAACGCAGAAAAAGCGAAAGUAUCAUUGGUCGGCGCUUUAGUGGUGAAUACGAACGACGUGGGAUUUUACGUGUUCAGGGCCAACUGUGGCGAAGUGAUUAAGUCGCAUGAAGUGGCUAUCAAGGACGAGGACACGUCGCUGGAGGGAUGGUUUGAACAGGACCCGAUGACGAUACUGAGCGCCGUCGAGGAGUGCAUUGCCAACACGACGUCCCCGGGCGGAAUGGUGAUGGGCGCGCGCGUGGUCGCUGUGGGCAUAGCUAACCACCGAGGUUCCGUGUUAGCAUGGAACAGGCGUACCGGCAAACCACUUUGCAACGUGAUACUUUGGUCGGACCAUCGGGCAGCCGCCAUGGUGGACGAAUACAUGAAGACCAGCGAUAAAUACCGGUUUCAGGGKGUGUGCGGCCUACCAUUCAGCCCUCACUUCAGUGCGUUCAAAAUCAAGUGGUUACUGGUCAACGAUGUCAACGUGAUGUCCGCCUACCGGGCCGGUGACUGUUACUUUGGUACAAUCGAUUCUUGGCUGUUGUAUAAAUUGACUGGAGGCAACGAGGGAGGAGUAUUUGCUACUGAUACUUCAAACGCUUCGUAUACAUUUUUAAUGAACAUUAACACGUUGAAGUGGGAUAAAAAACUGUUGUCGUUUUUUGGUAUUUUUGAAAAAUGUCUCCCAAAAAUAAAAACUAGUUCUGAAAUCUUCGGAAAUAUUUCCAGUGGAUAUCUUAAUGAUACGCCAAUAUCUGGUGUGAUUGGAAACAGCCAAGCCGCUCUAAUCGGCCAAAGAUGCUUUCGAAGUGGUCUUACGAAAGGUACACUCGAUAAAAGUGGUUCAAUAUUCACGAUUACUGGGGAAGACAAAGUUUUCUCCAAAAAUGGACUACUGACAACAAUUGCGUAUCGACUGGAUUCGAGGCCGAUAUUUGCAUUAGAAGGUCCAAUUGCUUCGGUAGGACAUACUAUAGAUUGGGUUAAAAUAUGUUUGAAUGUCAGAGAAUCUGAAUGUUGGGCUAAAAAGGCAAAAGACAGAUUACAAAAUGAAGUAUACUUGGUGCCAGCAUAUAAUGGUUUGUAUGCUCCACAUUGGAGACAUGAAGCUCGAACUGUCUUAGUUGGAUGUAAUGAGUAUACUAUUAAUGAUGACAUUUUAAAAGCAGCCAUGAAAUCCGUGUGCUAUCAAACUAAAGAUAUUGUUGAAGCUUUAAAUAGUGACCUAAAAAUGUCUAUUGACAAAAUACAAAUCGACGGUUACUUAUCAGAUGACAAAUUUAUCAUGCAAUACCUAUCUGAUAUAACAAACUCUCAAAUUGAAGUAGCCAAGUUUAAAAAUGGGACUGCAUUGGGCGCUGCUAUGGCAGCUGGUUACGCACCUGAAAUAAACGUCUGGAACGCUCUGUGUAUGCCAGAAGACAAUGGUGAAAUUUAUUAUCCUAAUAUGACGGUCGAUGAACGGAAAAGUAAAAUGUUUGAUUGGAAGAGAGCUUUGCGGAGAAGUUACGACUGGAUUGGUUAUAACAACAAGUUGAAAAAUUUUUGGGCGAUCGCGUCUAUUACAAGUGGAUUAAUUUUAUUAGGAGGUUAUUUAAUUCUAAAAAAAUAA
Molecule: messenger RNA, 1611 nt
Organism: Diuraphis noxia (Russian wheat aphid)
Lineage: Eukaryota; Metazoa; Arthropoda; Insecta; Hemiptera; Aphididae
Product: glycerol kinase-like
Source: RefSeq, a predicted model, not a curated record